Messenger RNA from Leishmania braziliensis MHOM/BR/75/M2904, 2967 nucleotides. Its product is annotated as putative leucine-rich repeat protein. The transcript has a single exon. Gene Ontology annotation, biological process: SCF-dependent proteasomal ubiquitin-dependent protein catabolic process. The record is from RefSeq and is a predicted model, not a curated record. The coding region runs from base 1 to 2967 and encodes 988 amino acids. Gene Ontology annotation, cellular component: SCF ubiquitin ligase complex. NCBI's taxonomy places the organism in Eukaryota, Euglenozoa, Kinetoplastea, Trypanosomatida, Trypanosomatidae.
AUGGCGUCCACCAAUGGUGGCUUCUACCGAGGUAGUAGUCCGCUCUUGAGCUUAGCAGAUGCAUCACUCGCAAAGGCCUCGGCGCCGUCUGCGCAAGGUUUUGCACGCACCUUGGCGCCACCGCCAAGGAUGUUACCACCUGUUGACGCUGCUGCGGCUGUCGCCGCAGCUCUUCCGUCCGGCAUACCACUGGAUCGAUACCAAGCAAAGCUAGAGGAGUGCGCUGAGCUGCACCGUCAGGUAGAGAAGCUGACACACACAAACGAGGCAGUAGAGCAGCGUCUCGCGAGUUGCCAAGCAGAGGCAGUGCAGCUGCGUCAAGCCGUGCACCGACUAGAAUCUGUGCUGCAGCUCCAAAACGAGGAACUUCUACUGCUGCGUGAUGACAAACGCCAACGUGGUAGUGGUGGUGGCAGCAGAGAGGGAGCACUGGCCCAGAUGCGAAUGAUCCUGCCAGCAGCUGGGGCCGCUGCACCAUCGCUCGCCAGGGCCUACGGCAGAGUAGGCCAGGGGACUUCCCACUCUAUGGUGACCGCCACAGCAGCUGACCAAGCAGUCAUACUCGAGUACAUUAGUGCCUCCUGCUACCUAGGCUGCCCGACCCACCCGCAGCUUAUCCAGUGCUUUUUUGCUGCCACCUCUGGAGAGGCUUUGGUCGCAACGGAGCCGCCGCUUACGUACGCGCAGGUCUCGGUGCUGCAUCGUCUGCUUGAGCGACAGCCCAGUGGCAGUGGGGCUGUCGCCGCUUCCACAGCCUUUAAGCUCUCUGCAUUCCGCGCAUGGGCGUCUGUGCAUCUCCGCACCUUUUCUGUUCGAUUCGAGAACGAGUGCGCCGGUAUGUCGACUCUCUCAGACGCGCUGCUGCAUUCCCUCCCCUCCCUCGCUCAUCUCGAGGUGUGGUGCGUAGGGAACGACGCUGUACUCACGAAGCUCACGAAUGCGCUCAUGGGUGCCACGCAGGUGCGCGCGCUGUCGCUGCCGGAGCUGGCAGUCGGUGACGAGGGCCUGCAAGCACUGUGGUGUCUACUUCGAACGCGUGACUUGAUGCAUGCACCGUACAUCAUCGCGGAGCCGACAGACACAUCUGGCACCGACUCUCUCGCACUGAACCUGUGCACCCUCGACCUCAGUGCCUGCGACGUGAAGGACACACUCACUCUGACCCAGCUCUACUGUCCCUCUGCCGAGGUGCUGCUGCUGCCACCAACAGACCGCCUGACGGACAGCCUCCUCGUAGAGGUGCUGCAGCGCUGUCCUCGGCUGCACACACUUGAUCUCUCGGGCUGUGUGCGACUGACCGACGCGUGUGUCGACUUCCUCAACUCCACCGCCCCGCAGGUGCGAGUCCUUGCGCUGGAGCACUGCCCGCACGUUCACCGCCUCCGGCUAGAUCACGUGGAGGUAUUGUUUUCUUCACUCGCGCACGUGCACGUGCUCACGAGUCGAAGCCUGCGUGUGCUGCCACUGCCGGUGCAGCAGCGCGCCAUUCUCCUCUCUCUCGUGGCGCCUCGCCUGUCGCAGGUCUCCUUGCACGGGAUGCUUCUCGAUAAAGAGGCGCUGCGGCGGUUCAACGGCCGCACUGAGGAGGUGGGCGGCUGCGAAGAAAGCCUUCGACUCGCCUCCGUCACCUUCUCUGAGUGCACGUUUGCCAGCGACGACGUGUUCACACGGUUCCUCGUCUCGCAGACGACUGUACAGAAGUUGUGCCUCUACCACUGCAAAGGGCUGAGCAGCGCCUGUUGGAUGGUGUCGGCAAGGAGCGGCUUGCCCACCUUCAUGAGUCUUCACACGCUCGAGUUGGUCAACCUGCGGACUCUCACCGACGCAGCCCUCUGCAAGCUCAUCCAGGCAUGUCCUGCCCUGCAGCAGCUCAACCUUCACGGCGCGGGCUGGUCGCACCUGACGGACAUCAGCAUCCGCCAGCUAGACCAGCUAGCGGAGCUACGCGUGCUGAACCUGCUUGCCCUGAACCCGGACCUCGUGACAGCUCCUGUAGUUACUGCAGUUGCGCGACGCCUGCCGCAGUUGCAGCGACUGUACCACGAAACAGCCAUCACCUCAGUGAGGCACAGCGAGUUGAUGGGGAGCGGCGACAAGGACGCAUCGCACCGCGUUGGCGGCGUGGAUAUCACCUCCGCAUCGGUGCCAGCGUCGGUGAUGGUCGAGAGGAGUGAUGCAGAGGUGCGCUGGCGAGCGGCGCUGCGCGACUACCCUCUUCGCCUGCUGCGGUUGCAGCACCACAGCGCGCUGGCCAUGUGGACCGAUCUGGCGCGCGUCAUUUCCCCACGCACCAGCCGUGUGAGUGUCGCUGAAGCCGCAAGUGAAGCUGUGCUCACGACGACAGCAGCGAACAUUGAGCCUGACGGAAGUGCUAUUGAGGUAGCAGAAGCGGCGGCGGCAGAGCCGUCGAAACUGUUUCCAGAAAUGGUCACCCGCACCAUGGCCGCUGCCAUCGCUGCCUCGGCGGCGAGUAAAACAACGCUGCCGCCGCUGACCGCCUCUGCACCACCUCAGCAAGUGCCAAACUGGUCGAGCCGUACCGUUGAUUCACUGCACCACGAAGCAGCGCCACCGCUAUCAGUGCGGUCCUUCGAGGAAGUGGUGCCCGCGCACGUUGAUGCAGGCGAGUUUAGCCAAGCGUCGCCGACGCAGCAGCAGCAGCUCGACUCGCCAUCGUCGUGCUCCUCCUCAGGCUCCUCAGUAUGUACCCAGAACUCGAUGCAAGAGGACAGUCACGAAGAAGCAGGUCGCAGCGUCAAGCGGUCACUGUUGCAAUGCGCCAACGCCGCCGCAUCCGCAUGCGUCCAGUCGCACCAGCGCCGCUCCGUGCGCACGUCACCAAGCACCAGCGGUACCAGCCGUCCCUCCGUGGCUGCCGCAGUUGCCGCCGCGGCAGCAGCAGUAGCACCACAUGCAGACUCCUUGGAGGAUGUUGCAGAAGUGUCGAUGGGGCCAUGGGAAGAGUAG